CCUGAUGUGAACGUGUCUGAUCAGAUUCAAUUGUGGACCACCAUAUUCCCUAAUGGUUUCUUCAGUUUUUGCGGAUAGACUACACAAGAAGCUUCUCUUGUUCGAUGUCGAUGGAACGCUUACUCCUGCUCGACAAACUGCCUCGCCAGAGAUGAUCCAAGUCCUGCGCGAGCUCAGGACAAAAAUUGUCAUAGGUUUCAUUGGAGGAUCUGAUCUAGUCAAAAUCUCAGAGCAAUUGUCUGUCGAUGGAAGUAAUGUUGUCGAAGACUUUGACUACGCCUUCGCCGAAAACGGCCUGACCGCUUACAAGCUGGGAGGCCCGCUUCAAUCUCAGUCAUUCAUCAAGUAUCUCGGCGAGGACAACUACAAGAAGCUUGUAAACUUUAUUCUCCACUAUCUCGCUGAUAUGGACGUCCCGGUGAAACGUGGUACUUUUGUUGAAUUCCGAAAUGGCAUGAUUAACGUCAGUCCCAUUGGGCGCAAUGCUACAAAAGAGGAACGCGAUGAAUUCGAAGCUUAUGACAAGAUUCACGGACUACGAGCCGCCUUUGUUAAGGUUCUCCAGGAGAAGUUUGCCGAUUACGAUCUAACGUUUUCAAUCGGUGGCCAAAUCUCCUUUGAUGUAUUCCCUCGCGGCUGGGAUAAGACGUAUGCACUUCGUCACGUCGAAGAUGAAGGCUUCGAAGAAAUUCAUUUCUUCGGGGACAAGACGUACAAGGGAGGAAAUGACUACGAAAUUUUCACCGACCCUCGGACCAUUGGCCACGCAGUUGCCAGUCCUGUAGAUACCAUACGCAUUUUGAAGGAGUUGUAUCUAGAUCCUUGAGAGCGUAGAUGAUUGGACAGAAAUUAGAAGAUGGGAAGGCAAACAUAGAAUUUUGGGAUAUUUUUAGAUACCUGGCUAGAGGUUGGCAAUUACAUCCUUCAUAAGCCUUCAUACUGCCGGACUAGUCAGCAUAAGGCACGCACACUUUCUGUCACGUCUGCAGUCGUCAUCGAGAUAUUUAAUCCCGCUGUGGCUAUUUAUAACCGGUUGCGCCCUAAUGCUUAUUUCUCUUCGUUCACUCCCUAGUCCCUUCGUAUGGAUCCGAUCCCGUGAGGCGCUGCAUAGUUCUCAACGCUAUGUUGUCAGUCACAGCGGCAGGGUCCUACGCAGUCUGCGAUGCAACUAUGAAGUAUAUUGAC
Desarmillaria tabescens is the source of this 1185-nucleotide messenger RNA. Its product is annotated as eukaryotic phosphomannomutase. Gene Ontology annotation, biological process: mannose metabolic process; protein N-linked glycosylation; GDP-mannose biosynthetic process. Gene Ontology annotation, molecular function: phosphomannomutase activity. Gene Ontology annotation, cellular component: cytosol. Lineage: Eukaryota; Fungi; Basidiomycota; Agaricomycetes; Agaricales; Physalacriaceae. Bases 53 to 826 code for a protein of 257 amino acids. The record is from RefSeq and is a predicted model, not a curated record. The transcript is spliced from 7 exons.